AAAAAAUAUUACAUCUGAAUAUUGUCAUCAUACAGUGUGUAUAACAAGGCACCGGUUUUAAAAAAUCAAAAUGCCGGCGAAGGGGAUGAAGCCCAUUGCACUGGAGGACGAAUACAGUAAAAAAAACGGUAUCACCCCAGCGGACAUUGCCAAACUACGGCAAUGGGUAAAAACACAACCACAUUUACCAGAAGAGCAUAUCACAGAUUUGGACCUGAUAUUAGCAUACCACUGCUGCAAUCGUAGUUCUGAACUUGCAAAACAAGUGUUGGACCUAAACUUGACCCUUCGCACUCUCUUCAAUAACUAUUUCAAGAAUAGAAAAGUUGACGCUGAAAUUGAACAAAAUGUUAAAGAUAUCGUAUUGACUACUCUACCGAUGCGGACAAGUGAGGGGUACAGAAUUUUCUACAGCCAUUUAAUCGACUACAACCCUAAGCAUUUUAAUUUCGGACAAGCUUUAAGGACUGUACUCAUGAUUCUAGACGUAGCGCAAUUAGAAGAAGGCACGUGGCCUGGCUUUCUUCUUGUCGUGGAUUUUGAAGGAGUGACAUUAGGUCAUUUAGCCAGGAUGGACUUGCAAAACAUUCAGCAACUCCUUUAUUACCUUCAGGAAGCCAUCCUAGUGAAGCUCAUGGGACUACACUUUAUGAAUGCCCCAUCUUUUAUUGACAAGUUGUUACUGAUGAUGAAGCCAUUUAUGAAAAAGACGUUGAUGGACGUCCUACAUAUCCACACAACUGGUUCUAAGACUUUAGAGAAGUUCCUUCCCAUUGAGGCCUUGCCUAAGGAGUCAGGAGGAGAAUACAAAACGUACCAAGAAAUUACUGAUGAUGUUCUUGAAAGACUAAGAGACUACAAGGAUUUCUUUGAGCAAGAGAACAAAAAACGUGUAAUAGAAACCCUCCGGCCUGGAAAGCCGAAGACAAUAUCGGAUAUUUUUGGUGGCGUUGAAGGCUCGUUCAAGAAGUUAGAAAUUGAUUAAAGUAUACAUAACAAUAAGUUU
This is a messenger RNA of Pararge aegeria (speckled wood butterfly), 1006 nucleotides long. RefSeq names its product clavesin-1-like. Gene Ontology annotation, cellular component: membrane. The record is from RefSeq and is a predicted model, not a curated record. Gene Ontology annotation, molecular function: phosphatidylinositol bisphosphate binding. Lineage: Eukaryota; Metazoa; Arthropoda; Insecta; Lepidoptera; Nymphalidae. Bases 71 to 985 code for a protein of 304 amino acids. The transcript is spliced from 7 exons.